Messenger RNA from Saccharomyces paradoxus, 927 nucleotides. It is a transcript of the gene VAM7, whose product is annotated as Vam7p. Lineage: Eukaryota; Fungi; Ascomycota; Saccharomycetes; Saccharomycetales; Saccharomycetaceae. Gene Ontology annotation, molecular function: phosphatidylinositol binding. The transcript has a single exon. Bases 1 to 927 code for a protein of 308 amino acids. Gene Ontology annotation, biological process: intracellular protein transport. Gene Ontology annotation, cellular component: early endosome. The record is from RefSeq and is a predicted model, not a curated record.
AUGAGUGACAAGUUAAGGAUCAAUGUGAACGAUGUUGAAAUUAAGCCCAAAUACGUUUUGUACGGGAUUAGUACAUCAAACAAGCGCCUCUACAAGAGAUAUUCGGAUUUUUGGAAACUAAAGACACAAUUAGAGAGGCAAGUCGGGAGUACCAUCCCAUAUGAUUUCCCUGAGAAGCCCGGUGUAUUGGACAGGGUGUGGCAAAGAAGAUAUGACGAUCCAGAAAUGAUUGACGAAAGACGCAUUGGACUAGAGAGGUUUCUCAAUGAAUUAUAUAACGAUCGUUUUGAUUCUCGAUGGAGAGACACAAAAAUUGCACAAGACUUCCUGCAGUUGUCGAAGCCAAAUGUUUCUCAAGAAAAGUCACAAGAGCGUCAAGAGAUUGCUGACGAAGUGGGAUGGGAUGAGAUGAUACGAGAUAUUAAAUUGGAUUUAGAUGAAGGAAGUGAUGGCUCGCCCAGCGUGCGUGGAGCACUAAGGGCACGCACGAAGCUCCAUAAGUUACGGGAGCGACUAGAACGAGAUGUGCAAAAGAGGUCCCUUCCAAGCACCGAAGUGACUCGUCGGGCUGCUCUAUUGAGAUCGUUACUCAAAGAUUGUGAUGAUGUUGGUGCGGCAAACAUUGCUCAGGAUCGGGGACGACUUCUGGGGGUCGCCACGAGUGAAACCUCUCCAACCACCAAUGUUCAGGGAAGAACCAACAACGAUUUGCAACAGGGCCAGAUGCAAAUGGUACGCGAUCAAGAACAAGAAUUGGUUGCAUUGCACCGGAUUAUCCAGGCUCAGCGUGGACUGGCCUUGGAGAUGAACGAAGAGCUGCAGACACAAAAUGAGCUGCUAACAGCCCUCGAAGAUGACGUCGACAACACAGGUAGGAGGUUACAAAUAGCCAACAGGAAGGCAAGGAAUUUUAACAACAGUGCUUAG